Messenger RNA from Stylophora pistillata, 1962 nucleotides. RefSeq lists its product as uncharacterized. The record is from RefSeq and is a predicted model, not a curated record. NCBI's taxonomy places the organism in Eukaryota, Metazoa, Cnidaria, Anthozoa, Scleractinia, Pocilloporidae.
AGAUGGCGGCUAAAGACGGUGAUAAGACUCAGGCCUUUCACUUUGCGAGGAAUCAACUCGUUAGAUUUCAGUACAUUGAGGAUUUCUCCGCUAUUCAUCCGAUAUAUUGAUCCGUUCUUGUUCAAAACUUUUGGAAAUCAGCCUAAUUAUCAGCUGAUCAUGAAACCCCGAACCUGAAGAUGCAGAGUUCCUCAUCGAAUGGUGACCGCAAACGCUCUCAAAUGGCGUUUGAAUUGUUCGAGCUAAUUUGUUUGCUGAGGGUUCGUCCACGUGUUUCUCAGCAGUUCUCCAAAGAUGACAUCAAACGAUUACCUUCCAUCCAACAAGCUGCGUUUCAUGAAGAUGACAAACACAAUUUGAUGGUGUUACUCUGUAGUAAUGGAUCUUUAUUGCUGCGUGCUGAGGCGAAGGGUGCUGCUUCAAUCGUAAAGCAAGUUUCUUGGUAUCAGAAUCCUGCAAAAGCUAUCAGAAUAAUAACUCUUGACCCAUCAGGUUCAUGGUUGGUUUGUGCUUGUGUAGACAGCUCCCUGUAUAUUGUACCAGUAGCUGGAAUUGUACAGAGUAAUUCUGAGAUGUCUGAUCAGCACUGGCCAAUAGAUGAUGUAACAUUCAUCUUUAAAAGUGAUAAACGAGGGCUUCCAUCUGGUUUAGUUUGGUGGAAGACAGUAGAUGAUUUGCACAUUGCUAUCAUAGGAACUGAGCCUGGUGAAAUAUUGUUUGUGGAUCUAAGAUCGAAAUUGAUGUUAGCUUCUGUGGAAUUGAAGGAGGGUAUUAAAUCCUUGGAGUUGAUGCAAGAUAAACAUCAUGAGACAACUUCACUACUGAUCAACACUUUGUCUGGUGUCACAGUCCAGAUGCAGCUUGAGUACAAGUCAAUGCAAAAAACAAGCCUUGAACAGUUAAAAAGUCCUUCAUCAGAGGCCACAGCUAUGGGUUAUGAGACACUAAACAAGAUGACCAUUCCCAUAGAGAGUGUGUUAAGUGGAACAGGAGAUCUGCAGGACAAAAUACAACCUAUGCCAGUCAGUUCCUCGGCUGGUGCUAUUCAGUUCUCAGUGCAGUAUGCUAGAAAUCAGCUGUUUAUUGGAGCUGAGAACAAAAAGAAAGACAUUCUGGAGGUAUAUGACUCUGAUGUAGAGAACCUGCCAAUGUUUGUGUAUCAACUUCCUUGUGGAACAUCCAAUGUUUUAUUAACUGAUAGAGUUAUAUUUACCAUUACUCACCAAGAACAGUCAGACGAGACUUUGUUUAACAUCCAGUCCAGUCAGCUUGCGGAAACCUCCCUUUCAGUACCAAAACCCCAUCAGAAGACAGAGUCAAGCAUCAUCCAAACCUUUGUGUUACCACCUGGUGAAAAAAUGGUGGCCAUGUUUCACCACUCAGAACAGGUGGAGAGUGCCAUUGUUGUUGAUGAUCUUGAUCAUUCACAUGCGUCAGACUGUUCCUCUGGGAUGUCAAACACUGUGGAUGGUGCGAUACUGGUCACAACAUCUGGUGUUUUUAAAUGCAGGCCAAAAAUGUCACCUGAGAAAUUGUUUCUCGAGCUAGCUGUAAAUAGUGCUGACACAUCAGCCGCCGAUGUGCUUGCCAUCACCACAGGCCUUGAUGUGAACAAGUUGUAUGAGAUGGCUGGCGAUGAGGCAUUGAAAAAUGAAAAGUUUGAACAUGCAUUAGAACUGUACCACUUAUCCAAGUGCUCAUUUGAGAGACGUGUUGCUCAAUUUGCAAAACAUGGCAGGGUUUCAGACAUCCUUGCUUAUCUCAGACAGGCACUCAGUAAACACAGUGAUGUUCACAUUGCAGAGAGGAAACGGCUAUCCAAUCUUACGCUCUUCUGCUUUAUACAACAGGUUCUUGUUAAGCAAUACAUUUUAGAAAAUCCUUAUUAAGGUGUUUUACCCUGUGUUAUUAGUGUUAAUUAGCUCUGGUUAGCCUCAUUUAUUUUUACUGAAACAACAGACU